Punica granatum (pomegranate) is the source of this 1474-nucleotide messenger RNA. The record is from RefSeq and is a predicted model, not a curated record. Lineage: Eukaryota; Viridiplantae; Streptophyta; Magnoliopsida; Myrtales; Lythraceae.
UUGUAAACAUUGGCAAACGCCGGAAACCCCUCUCUCUCUCUCCCUCUCUCUCUCUCUCUCUCUCUGCUUUUGGAAUGCUGUGUUCGAUCGGUGGAAAACCGCAGGCUUAUUCUUCUUCUUCCCGGCAACCUCAGCAGAUUGUGUCCUGAGAUCCUUUGAACUGAUGCAGCUCUAGCCUCUCUUCAGCAAAUCGUUUGUCCCAGCAAGGAGCAGAAUGUCUUAAUGCUCCUCUCGGCUUUUGAAUUUUGAGAAAAUGAUCAAACUUGGCACUUUAUGUCAUAGCUGCUAGUAGCUUCUAUGUGAGAUGGAUGAUGAAAACGGGAGAAACAAGAUGGAUUAUUGCAGAGGGACUUACCCCCAGUGGAAUGUUAUGCUCCAGCAUCACCCAAAGGACACCAACGCUGUUCAGAACAAGAGGUUCAUGUCCAUCAUGAUCGAAAGAGAUAACGCCAUUAGAGAGCGGAAUGCUGCAAUUGCAGAGACAAAGGAGGCACUGAUUGCGAGAGAUGAGGCAAUAAAGCAGCGAGACGAGGCAAUUGCCGAACGGGACAGAGCCCUGAUGAUGCGGGAUAACGCGAGGGAAGCCCUCCGGCACUUAGAGAAUGCCAUAAACUCCCCUCAAUUUGCUGCCAGUGGAAUGAAGAGAGCCCACAGCCACCAGUCUGACAAUGGCGAGGCACGCAUAACUGAUGCUUUCCCUUUAUCAUCAAUCACCGCAGAAGCUGUUAAAUCUUCUUGUCAGUCGAAAGAGAAUAGCAUAGGAUCAACGAGGAAGAAGGGGGGGGAGACUACAAAAGCAGGCGAGGGUUCAAAUUACUACUCUGCUGCAUCAGCAGCGAGGAAGUUCAGGUCAGAGUGGGAUGACCACGAUGUGGGCCUAAACCUUAUAGUAUUCGACGAGUCCGCCAUGCCGGGGCCCGUCUGCUCAUGCACUGGGGAAGCCCACCCGUGCUACAAGUGGGGCAAUGGUGGGUGGCAGUCUUCUUGUUGCACAACAAUGAUCUCUAUGUAUCCACUCCCACAAAUGCCCAAUAAACGCCACGCCCGAAUGAGCGGGAGGAAGAUGAGCGGGAGCGUCUUCACGAGACUGUUGACUCGAAUGGCCAAAGCAGGGCACGACCUGUCCAUACCCGUGGACCUGAAGGACUACUGGGCCCGACACGGGACAAACCGCUACAUUACCAUCAAGUAGGACGAGCCUCGCUGGGUAAGAGAUCGAGUCCUGUUUCUUUUUGGCCAUUUUGAGCAUCUUGCAGCUGCACGUUUUGCUCCGAGAGCGGUACCGCUCCCUGCCGCUGCAGGGAAAAGGCUCUUUCCCCUUGUGAAGUCUUAAUUUCGAAUCUUUCCUCGACAAAUCGAGGAUUUUGCUAGUCCUCUGUAGGAAUCUUUCGCUGAUCUAGCUGUAGGUUGCAUUGCACAGUUAUUAAUCUUAUGCUAACAUUCUGAGAACAACGGUCAGUUCGAUCUUUUCUCA